Metarhizium album ARSEF 1941 is the source of this 297-nucleotide messenger RNA. RefSeq lists its product as uncharacterized. The transcript has a single exon. NCBI's taxonomy places the organism in Eukaryota, Fungi, Ascomycota, Sordariomycetes, Hypocreales, Clavicipitaceae. Bases 1 to 297 code for a protein of 98 amino acids. The record is from RefSeq and is a predicted model, not a curated record.
AUGAUGCCCAGCCAGCCAGCCUCGGCCGAUACAAGACUCUGUCCGCCCUGCUGCCCUGCCCGCCCCUGGACAAAAGGACGCGUCGACAACGUCGAGAAGCCAGGCGGUAUCGCCACUGGCGCCGAGGCCAAAGGAAGAGCCUGGCCCCAGAAUCGCUCACCAACUCACCCUCUCGCCCACUACUCACUCGUGGUCUUCGUCCCCGUGCUCCGUAGUGGUAACUACGUACAGACGCCUUCGUACGAGCAAACGCCACACGUUUUGUCGUCAGGCACAGGCACGCCAUACUACGACUGA